Messenger RNA from Ixodes scapularis (black-legged tick), 1462 nucleotides. RefSeq names its product serine hydrolase-like protein. The record is from RefSeq and is a predicted model, not a curated record. Bases 337 to 1233 code for a protein of 298 amino acids. Lineage: Eukaryota; Metazoa; Arthropoda; Arachnida; Ixodida; Ixodidae. The transcript has 2 exons.
CAGGUUUCAGCACGAUUCCGGUGCGAGGUGCAGUCCUCUGAUUACAUGUUUUGUUCAACUCAAGAAUUGUUUUAUGAUCAGAGCUGUAAUCAACGAGUUUUAAUGCCCAUAUAAGUUUGGCGAAUUCAGCAAAGUCGUCCAUAAACAUUGUGCAGGAAAAGAGAAACAGGAAGCAAGUUCGCGUAAAUUUCCCAUUUUCAUCAAACCAGCUGUUUCAUUCAUUGCUCGGCAAGUGGCUCGGCAACGACACUUCUACUUCAACUUGCUCUUUAGGUCCCCAAGCCAUCCCCCACUUUCCACAUCAUAGACACUUCAUGUAAGAGGAUCACUGACCCGAUGGAGCCCAGCGAAAUCUGGAUUGAUGUGCCGUUCGGCAGGCUAGCGGCUAAGGUGUGGGGCUCGCCCUCAGGCAAGCCAGUGCUAGCACUCCAUGGCUGGUUGGACAGUGCUGCCACCUUUGACACCCUCGCACCCCUCCUGAACCCUAGCCUGAAGAUUGUUGCACUCGACCUUUCCGGCCACGGCAAAUCUUCACACAGACCCAAGGGCUCGCAUUACAACUACUUGGAGUAUGUUGUAGAUGUACGGAGGGUAGUGCACCAUUUCCAGUGGGACCGCUUCUCCAUCUUGGGCCACAGCAUGGGGGCCUCUGUGGGACUCCUGUUUGCUGGCUUCUUCCCCAGACGUGUAGAGUCCCUAGUGACCCUUGAUGUGAUCAUCCCAAUGGUGACCCCUGAUGCCCAUCUUCCUUCUGUCAUAGCAGGCGGUAUCGUCAAAUUCCUUAAGCUAGAAGCCCGGAUGGGCAGCCCACCCACAUACAGCCAGGAAGAACUACUAGAACGCUUGGAGGCAGCAAACCCUGGGCUCUUGAGUGAACGCUCCAAAAGACUUCUCCUUGCCAGGGGAGCUGAGGCUGUACCGGGUGGCGGCUACCAGCUGAGAAGGGAUGUCAGAGCCAAGACCAGCCGGACUUUCGGGCUGCCAUUAAGCGUACAGGAAGAGAUGAUGUCUGGCUACACUGGAGACAUACUGAUUUUUAGGUCCACAGAUAAUAUCCUCACUCAGGGCUUGAAGCCCCUCGAGCAGAAGUUCCGAGAGUUGUACAAAAAGUGCUGCGGACGGUUUGAGUAUGUGGAGUUGCAGGGAGGACACUACGUGCACCUGAAUCAUCCAGAGCUUCUGGCCCCCACCAUUAACAGGUUCCUUUGUGCCCCAUCGAGGGCAAAACUUUAAAGGUCUUGAGAUGUUUGUACUACUGCCCUUUCAACCAGAUUGUGGAUUGAGACAAGUUCCAUGGCAAGCAGACAACACUGCAUGAAGAUCAAAGCAUUGUCUUAUUUUUACUCGUAGAGAGGAACAAAAGUAGUGCAUGCAUAAAUCAAUCUUGCUGCUAUCAAGGUCCACAUGCUACUUUUUGCAAGCACGAAAAUGUUGAAUAAACGCUCAACAAUUAUUUUUAGGA